Messenger RNA from Linum trigynum, 3844 nucleotides. Lineage: Eukaryota; Viridiplantae; Streptophyta; Magnoliopsida; Malpighiales; Linaceae. The record is from the annotation of a GenBank genome assembly.
CAAAUCUUCUGCUCCAUUCUUGCCUACUCGUUUACUUAUAUGAGUGGAAUGACAUGUUAUCAUGCUCAAGCUUCAAGCAACUAUGGUGACCAAUCCAGACUCGCAACAGCUACUGUCAGGAGGUAGGAAAGAAUUGAAUUGAAGACGUGAUUAGAUCACUCUUCUUAGAGUGUUAUUUGUCCCCACUAAAAAUUGCUGGUAGGCUAGAGCAAACCAGUACCCCCAGGAGUCCCUUCAAUUUUAAGUCUGGAAACAGCAAUCUUGCAGACUUUUGUGUUUAUGAAAUAGAGAAGGAAAAUGGGAAGAAGAAGUAAUCUCUCUUAUCAUGUUAAAAUGAGUUAUGACAGUCAUCUAUUUAUACUUGUGAAACUGGAAGUUAUCUUCCGAAGAGACACAUCCUUUCAUAGAAAAUGUAGUUACUUUCCCCGAAAUGUCACAUCCUUUCACAGAGAAAAGGGAGUUACCUUUCUGGAAGGAAGAACACUUCUUUUCAUAAUAUUCAAACGUUAAUUAAUUAAUAUAAAAAUUAAUUAAUUAAACUGCCAAAAAACUCAAUUCGUAUUCUUUCCUUAUCCCAUCAAUCUGGUAUUACAACUCUAUUAACUACUCUAAUCGCUACUACUGCAUUUCACCCUUUUAGUAGCUAAGAUUGAUAUGUUUUUCCAUCUCCACACAUGAACACACAACAAAGAACUAGCAUUCAAUAAGAUGAUCUAAACAUUAUACGUAACAAGGGUGAAAAAAAAUUUGACUGGCACACCGCCGGCAAAAAAAAAAAAAUUUAUGGUAAAGGCGGCAAUGGACCGAUUUAUAACUUAGCAGUACCGUCUCCCAAUUACUUCCAUAGUGACGGGCUGGGCCAACAGGCCCAUGUUGUUUGAGCUUGGCUUGGGCCGAAUAUAACAACAGAGCGUCUCGGUCAAAUCGUCGAUGCCUUUCUGUGGGAAGGAAUAGCUCCGACGAGGGAUUCUGCUGCUGAUCUCCUCUCUCCGGGAUUCUUCCUCCGCCAAAUUAGUCCCUCGGAAACCGUCGUCGCCGCCCUCUGAAGCCACCUCCCUCUCUCUCAAACCCGCCGGCACUUCCUUAAUAGCUGGUACCCUCUCUCCAACUCUCUCAUGCAUAUUCGCUUUCCGCUGAAGAGCUUCAACGUUUUGCCCUUCUCGUGUUGAAUUAGUGCUCUAGUCUUACGUUUGCUUAGUUUUAUUGAGAAUUGAAGUUUUGGGAUUUCAGUUCUACUCGCUGGUGAUGUUACCCUCUGAAAUUAUCCCGUGUCUGAAUUGGAAUUCGGAGUUUUUGCUGGCUUGCCGGAGUGGUUUAAAAUUCUUAAUUUUCCUUGGUGGGUUUUGUCUGAAUGGUCCCAAAUUUGGUAAAGAUUCGAACUUUUUCUAAAUACCAGAGUUCCCCAUUGCAGUGUUGUUCCUUCACGGUUUUUUGUAUUAGAAGAUAUAUCACAUACCUUGUUUUGAUGGUCAUUCAGGGGUCUUUAAACCCCCAAGCUCCUGUUGGAACAGUUAACUAUUUCAUUGCUAGUUCCGAAAAUGGUUUUCAACCAGCGAUUGGCGUUCCUCAGUUAUCACGUCACUAGCUGCGUCAUUACCCCAAGCGCCCGAAAAUGGUUUUCUGGGCGAGUAUUAUUACCCGGGAAAUCCUUACGAUUCAAGCAGAAUCGUGUACUUUUGCUUAUUGUUUCCUUUCAACACUGUGACUAAACAGGGUUUGGGUUGUAUGUGCAAAUUCAAGCCAUAAUGCGGGUCGGAAGCUAAGGUGUUUUUCAUAUUAAUGGCUGGAGGAGGGCAUCAUCCGCCUAAGUUAGAUGGACGUUCUUCUCUUCAAGCUCCCGGGAUGUUGAGACACGGGUCAUUACCGAAUGGUGUACGUGUGUUGGAUCCUUUGUCUCAUCCAGGUCGCUUGGAGAACAAAGUUGCGGCUCAGGCUGCUGAUAUCGCGCAACUCACUAGUGAUAAUCAAAGAUUGGCAGCAGGGAAUCUAGCGUUGAAACAGGAUCUGGUCGCUGUCCAAAACGAGGCACAGCAACUCAAGGCACACAUCAGGAGCAUCCAGACAGAGAGCGAUAUUCAGAUUAGGGUUUUGUUGGACAAGAUUGGGAAAAGGGAGGCAGACAUUAGGGCUGCUGAAAAUGUGAAGGAAGAUCUUAAGCAGGCGCAUCACGAGGCACGGAACUUGGUCAGGGAUAGAAAGGAGCUAAUUAGCAAAAUUCAGCAGGCCUCCCAUGAAUUGAAAACUAUUCGUGGAGAGUUCAAGAGCUUUCCGGAUCCAGAAGCCGAGCUCGAUGAUUUGAAGCAGGAGUACAAGAGACUAAGGGACACAUUUACGUACGAGAAAGGGUUCAACUUGGCCAAAGUGGAGGAGCUGAAAUCGGCAGAGAAGAACCUGAUUGAGAUGGCAAGCGAUGUGGAAAAGAUAUAUGCCGAAAUCUUGAACGCCGAGAAGAGAGCCCGUGGUGGAGCUCCAUCCGCUGCUAACUAUGGACUAGGUAAUGGUACGUAUGUCGAUUCAUAUAGAAGGCCUCUCGUUCAUCCGGGUAUCGGGGCAGCUGGUGACCAGAUGAUGAAGUCGUACAGGAGUCGCAAUGACGUAGGUGGAAGUAGUGGCGCUGGCCACCAUGAUCAAUAACGGAGAGAGAGCAAUUUGCAAGUAGAAGGUGGAGAACUGCACUUCCUGGAGGAAAGAAGGAAUGUUGUUUAUUUAAUUGGGUGUCUCACACUACCCUUUAUGCUCCCUGUGUUGUGUAGAUAAUAGAUUAAUUAGGUGAAUUUAGAAUCUCCUCCUGGCUGAUUAAUGUAUGCAGAAAGAAUGCAAGUUGAUCUCUCGACAAUGUUAUCAAGCAGGAGUGGUUUUACUGACUGUAGAUUGUUGUAAUGUUUAUCUUUUUUGCUCAUACUGUUGUUCAUUUGCUACUUCGUGCCAGAUUAAUCUAUGCAGAAAGUAUGCCUAUUGAUAUCUGUAACCCAGUGAAACGGUCAAAAGGCAGCAACCAAACCGAAACCACAAACCCAACAGCACCGCGUGGCUUGAACUCCAUGGAUUGGAUUCCUUCGAGCAGAGACGACAGAGAAAGUUCUGCUCCUUUUGAUACUGUUGUUCUUUCUUUUUGGCUAAAGCGAAAACUUUCUUCAUUUGUAAAAACUAAAAAGCUCUGCUCCGUUGGGAGUCUGACAAGUUCAAAUGCUCUGAUUUUUUUAUUAUCGUUAUCAGGAUGACAACGAUCUCUUCCAUUGAAGACGACAGAGAAAGUUCAGUCAUUUACCCAUGAGGUCAAAUGAGAUCUUUUUUUAUUUAAUAACACAAAUGAGAUCAAUAAUAUUAUUUGGUUGUUUUGUUUCCUUCGUAGGAAUCAUCCACUCGCUCUUUCUUGUGCCAUUGUUAUUGUAUCUAGGAUCAGGCCAAUGCCGGUUGACUGUUGUCUUGCUACAGAUUCGAAUGCACCGAUUUCGCUUGCAUAGAGAUAUCCAACUUGGAGGAAAGAAGUUUUCGUUUACUUGUUCGUGCACGAUAACUGACGUCGAAAAUGUAUACUCAAAUUUGAUGUAUUUUACGACUAGAUUCCUUUUCUUUCUGUCGUGGCAAGUUAAGGGACAUCAUUUGGUAGGGUCUAGAUUUCCCGUUUAAUCAACUCGUGCAUUUGAGUCAAUUCCAGUAACUUAGUACCCAAAACUCGUAUUUGUCCGAUUUUCUAGAUAUUAUUUUCUAUUAUAAGACAAUCUUCAAGUGAUUGAGUGAAAUCAGACUGUUGCGUCAUCCAUUACUCCCAACCGAAACAAAACACGAUGAAUGACGAAAAAAAUACUUAUUAUAAGAUGGUAAAUAUAUUUCGAUAAUGACA